AUGGCAGCAGCCUCUGCUUUGGCGGUGACAACAGUCGCUGAAGUAGUUUUAGAAGUCAAGGAGGCUGCCUCCGUGGAGGCCCCAGCUGCAGAAGAAGCCGCACCAGUCGAGGCCGCACCCAUAGAAGAGGCUCCUACUGCAGUCGAAGAAGCUCCAAUUGAGGCUGCCGCAGCAGAGAUUGUGGAGGGAGACCCUGCACAUGCGGUGGAGGCAGACCCUGCACCUGCGGUGGAGGCAGACCCUGCACCUGCGGUGGAGGCAGACGCUGCACCUGCGGUGGAGGCAGACGCUGCACCUGCGGUGGAGGCAGACGCUGCACCUGCGGUGGAGGCAGACGCUGCACCUGCGGUGGAGGCAGACGCUGCACCUGCGGUGGAGGCAGACGCUGCACCUGCGGUGGAGGCAGACGCUGCACCUGCGGUGGAGGCAGACGCUGCACCUGCGGUGGAGGCAGACGCUGCACCUGCGGUGGAGGCAGACGCUGCACCUGCGGUGGAGGCAGACGCUGCACCUGCGGUGGAGGCAGACGCUGCACCUGCGGUGGAGGCAGACGCUGCACCUGCGGUGGAGGCAGACGCUGCACCUGCGGUGGAGGCAGACGCUGCACCUGCGGUGGAGGCAGACGCUGCACCUGCGGUGGAGGCAGACGCUGCACCUGCGGUGGAGGCAGACGCUGCACCUGCGGUGGAGGCAGACGCUGCACCUGCGGUGGAGGCAGACGCUGCACCUGCGGUGGAGGCAGACGCUGCACCUGCGGUGGAGGCAGACGCUGCACCUGCGGUGGAGGCAGACGCUGCACCUGCGGUGGAGGCAGACGCUGCACCUGCGGUGGAGGCAGACGCUGCACCUGCGGUGGAGGCAGACGCUGCACCUGCGGUGGAGGCAGACGCUGCACCUGCGGUGGAAGAGGCGCCAGCUGCUAAGGAGUACAUUGUCGUGGUGCUGGAGGGAGCGAGCAAGUCAGACAAGAGGCCCAAAGUCCUGGGGGUUGGCCCCAUGACCGGCAGGAUUAUCCCAGACGAAGACGAGGCCCCUGCUGCUGAGGUAACAGGGCAAGCGACGGCUGCUUAGGAUGCAGAUGCAGUUGAACCAACUGACAGUAAGCACUUGGAGCCCCUGGAUGAUAUAUCAACCCUGAGGAAGACAUGGGGAUGUGCCUUCCCCCACACUUUAACCCUUCCACACACUUUGACCCCUAACCCCUGACAGUCUACCCUUGAUUUUUAUCUGUAGUAUAAAACUUUUCUCCCGUCUUGCAUCAGGGAAUUGUCUUUAUUCUAAUGUACUCCACCUUUUCCAAGAAGAGGAAAUGUACAGUCUAAUGUACAGUCAAUGUACAGUCUAAUGUACUCCACCUUUUCCAAGAAGAGGUACAUCUUCCUAUUGUAUCACAUCGGAGCCGUUUAGAAAUGGUCCAUCUAUAUAGGCUUCACAACCGAACCUGUGACACUGCAGAUAGUCAGUCAUAUAGUACAAUACAUUACUCUUCUCACCUUUUUAGAUGCGCACAGUCACAAAACACCUGGGAGUUUACUACUGGUUCAUCUGCACAACCUUUAAAAGGAGACUGUCUUUCUCUCAAUGGGAGUUCUAUUUUCUUAGUUUUCAGUAUGGUUGCAGCUGUGAAGGCUAAAGAUACUCUCACAGCAUAGUAUGUCAUAGUUUACUUCACCCAAGAAACCUCACACUAGACUCACUCCAAUGGUGUUUUCUGAUUCUCACCAUCCAAGGCAAUACUACACAUCUGAUGCUCAGCCAGCAAUUGCCUCAUGGCCGGGUAGGAAUGUGACCAGCAUUAUUUAACUAUCCUCAUGUUUUAACUCUUUGGGCUGAUUCCAAUGUGAACAUCACAAGUAUUUAACUCAAAGGGAGUGCGAUCAGACUGCUUUUGGAAAUCACUCUAUUUCCGAGUCACUGACUUGUUUUUGGGAGACCAGAUCAAUUAGGUUACCUUACCACCUCAGUAGUAUUCCUCCAGCUUGUGAUCCACCAGCUUGUAGUCCAUGAUGUUGCUCUUCAAGAUUUCAUAAGGCAGACAUUUUCCUCUCUCUUUUUACUUUCUCCCUCCCCCUCUGUUGUAGAGCCUUUCUCUUCUCAGCACCAUGGCUAUUGAAUACACAGCUGUUAGAUAGUCCAUUUAUUUAAGGGACCCUCUAUAGCUUAUUGUGGUGAAAAGCUGUAUCUGAAAUAGGAAAAGCCAUGAUUUGAGUGUUUUCCUAGGCUGGUAUAAACAGUUGAGUGUUGUGCUUGUUACCAUAUGAAAGCAGAAUUUAAAAAAACUCUGCAGUCAGGCUUGUGUGGUGGCAUACGUUAAUUCAGCGCUUGAUAUGGCUCAGUAAGUGUUUUUAAAGUUUGUUUCUGCUUUUCAAAUUAGAUGAUUUUCUAGUUAGUUUAGAUUCAUAAAUACAUGUUCAUAACUUUGUCAGAACCAGUUAAAAUAAUCAGCAGGCCAUACAAGGCUUUCACUGUAGACAUACUCUACAUAUUUGUAGUAGGACUAGUUCUCUUCUCACUUUCCUCACAUUAUAUUUUAUUUUUGAUAUGUUAGCCAUAUUUGAAACGGUACCGAGACCGUUGAUAAGAAGUGAAUGUAGGAUAAUUCCUAAUUAAGGAGUGUGAUAAUUCAGUGUGUUUGUCCGAAUGUUUGCAGGCAGGGUUUGAAUGGGCCAUAUAGUGGCUUGUCCUGUGAGUGGAUGGCUUCACACUGUAUAUCUGGCCUAGCAUGGGCUACAAACUGUGACUAUUUGAAACAUUGCUGUUUUUCUGAAAUAAAGGAAUAUUUCAGUUUU
This is a messenger RNA of Salvelinus fontinalis (brook trout), 2789 nucleotides long. Its product is annotated as coiled-coil domain-containing protein 8-like. The transcript is spliced from 3 exons. Bases 1 to 1071 code for a protein of 356 amino acids. NCBI's taxonomy places the organism in Eukaryota, Metazoa, Chordata, Actinopteri, Salmoniformes, Salmonidae. The record is from RefSeq and is a predicted model, not a curated record.